Molecule: messenger RNA, 2215 nt
Organism: Amoebophrya sp. A120
Lineage: Eukaryota; Dinophyceae; Syndiniales; Amoebophryaceae
Source: the annotation of a GenBank genome assembly
AUGGCCUUCGCAAGCUCUUCCCUGUCCGUCGUCGGUCCUGUUGCGCACGCACUCCAGGUUCAGGCACGACCGGGAGGACAGGGGUCAGGAACUUCCUCGUCCGAAGCUGGUGCUCCCUUACUGCAGACCGACCAAGCAGGCAAUGGGAAUGCAACAUGUUGCAUUUGUCUGGAGGACGACGUUCCGCUACAGGCGCUGUGUACAUCGGUAGAUAAAGACGGGAAACUGGUGCACUUUAUGUCUCAGGGCAAAUAUGGAUCUGGGUCUGAAAAGACAAAGAUGCACGUGCUAUUGUCAUGCAUUUUCUGGAAUAGACAAGUGGUCUGGAAAGCGAAUGCACGCGAAGCCUUUGCAGCGAAGGCUUUUCGAUAGUACCUAUCCUGCAUGAGAAAUAAUUCCCUAUAAUUCGUGUAGCAAAAAGUGGACAGUAGCGUUAUUUGGCACUCAUGCAAUACAGAUUUUUGUCUACUCGAAAUUUAGCAUCACAAGUUGGAGCGCUUCCAGAUGACCCAGACAUGUUUGCCAUGCAUGCACCUUGCGUGCGAGUAUUGUCUUGACCAAUGGAGGCAGCGGGGAACGGUUCGAAAUCCAAAGACCUGCCCUUUGUGCCGGGCACGGUCUCCCGGGCAGCGGCAAAGGCAGCAAGAGGAGCUGCAAAGGCGGCAAGAGGAACAGCAAAGGCAGCAAGAGGAGCAGCAACGAGAAUAUCCACCUUUCUUGUCUAACGAACUUACUGUGGCACAUCAAAACCUUGAACUCGGGCGCGUUGCUAGGUGUUUCGGGGGCACAUUGUUUGCAGCAGCGCCUGCAGUUGCGGGUUAUGUCAAGUGCACGGGACACGUCCCCCUUAGUGCACCAGUUUAUUGUUUCGACGUAGCGCUAGACCCGGUCGUGAACGCAUGCGGAAAUCCCGUUGUUGCACUUGCUUACGCGUAUCAAAUGUAAAAAUGUCUGGGUCUGGAAGAAUGCAACUUGUCAUGCUGAAUCUGAGGCAUGCAAAAAUCUGUGUUGCGUGAUUACCAAAAGUCGUCCGGUUUUGACCAAGUCGGGAGAGAGUUCGUCAUGCAGGAUAGGCAUUAGAAAGGUCUCGCAGAAUCGGUCAUGCUAUGUCCUACAUACCAGACCUCGUCGGUCAUGGAAAACCUGCAUGACAAAUCUGGGAAUCUUCCAGACCCAGACAUUUUUGCAAUCCAUAACGCGGGGGUGGGCGCAAUCGUCUGCGGGUGUGGGGAAUACUGGGUCCGCCAGGCACAUUUGGAACGGCGCCACCUUUUGGAACGGCGCCGCCUUUAUCAUGCAGAAAGAUCCCGUGUAGCAGCAGCCAGGGCCGCUUCUAGGCGGCCGAUGGGAGGCGACGGCGCGCCAGCCCAACAGGAGAUGAGGUAGGCCCCGUGGACCUCCAGACAAGAGUUGCACCCCGACGCGAGGUCUCCCACCCGGAGGAAAUCGGUUGGCAGCUUUUAAACAGACCGGUCGCUCCUCCGCAGAAGUUUUUUUAGCAGUCCCGUCUACGUCGACCGAGUUGGUCCUCUUUCCGAUGAUAGUAUAAACGUUGUUGAAAUAAAUCAAAAUCUCCCGCAACCACUUGCAGCCUUGUAGACGACCCACAAAUCUAUGAUUGUCAUUGUUUGCGCAGGAGCUCCUGCCACAUGAGUGUAGAAUAGACUUUCAUCGUUCUUCGCAAACCAAAAGCUUUCAACAAGGACCACCAGGAGUCCUCGGACUACGAAACUAGUUCUGGUUGAACUAUCAUCAAGCCAUGUUGAAAUAUCAUCCAGCCCGACCAUCGAAAUCUAUGACGAGAUUUUUCUUUUACGAGUAAUACUUACAACUGGUAGAGGCUGGCAAUAGAUUCACAAAUCAGCAUAAGAAGAGCACCGCGCCAAUUCUAGGUUAGGGUAACGCGCGCCUUCGUCUUCUUCAUUUUCAACCCAUUUGAAUUUGGUGGCACAGGGUCGUGUGCAUUAGUAUUAGAAAGACAAAAUUAUAACCGCAUACCCAGCUUCGCUACGGACGUGCAAGAUUUAUAAGUAGACUGCAUUCUGGAGUUCUGUUAGAUGGCAAGAGAAGCCGAGGAAGAAGCAAAGCCAAGUUGACUGUUUUUCAGGAUGUUGAAAGCCUCUAUACAUUUUUGCCCCCUUCUCCUCUGUCUAUUUUGCACGGCGCCCUGUUAUAGGUAUAGCAGAGCCAAAAGAAAGAAUAAGCCCGAAUAAAG